AUGCAUAGAGUAUUCCCCUCGGAUUUCUUCAACUUCGAAUUCCUCCGUCUUCUCGGCACCGUCCCCUUCCAAGGCGCCGAAGUUGGAGAAUGCUUGAUCGCUGCAGGCCGCAUCAAAGACGGUGACCCAGAGAGUUGGUACCGUGCCUGGCAUGAGCAGGCGCAGAAGGCUCUGGCUAUGGCCGAAGAAGCUACUGCUGUCGGUGACAAGACAGGAGCGUGCUGGGCCUACAUACGAGCUGCCAAUUACUGGCGAGCGAGCGAGUUUCUGCUUCAUUGCAACCCUGACGAUCCGCGCAUCGUAGCCUCGUCCAAAGUCAGCGUUGAGGCUUUUGACAAAGGGUGGGUUCUUCUAGACGCAACUGUUAAGAACUUUGACAUUCCCUACGAGAAUGGUCUCAAACUGCCUGGAAGACUCUACCUUCCUGCCCCUCACAACAGACUGCCCGGCAAGAUCCCCGUUGUUCUUCAAACAGGAGGAUUUGACUCUACGCAAGAGGAGCUAUACUUCUAUGGCGCUGCCGGUGCUCUCCCCAGAGGAUACGCUGUGUUUAGCUUCGACGGGCCUGGCCAAGGUCUUCCUCUGCGCGUGGGCAAGCUGAAGCUGCGUCCCGACUGGGAAUGCGUGGUCAGCCAAGUGCUAGACUUUGUCACAGCUGAAGUAGCACCUGAACAUGAUCUUGAUCUGGACCGUCUAGCUAUCUUCGGGGCUUCACUUGGUGGUUACCUGUCAUUGCGGGCUGCAGUUGAUCCCCGAAUCAAAGCAUGUAUCACAUGUGAUGGGCCUCUAGAUCUCUUUGAGAUUACACGUAGCCGUAUGCCGCCCUGGUUCAUCAACGGAUGGGUCUCCGGCUGGUUGAGCGACGGCGUUUUCAACUGGGUCGUCAAUUGUCUGACAGCUGUAAACUUCCAAAUGGCAUGGGAGUUUGGUCACGGUAAAUGGGUCUAUGGGGUAGACACGCCGGCUGAUGUUCUGCGGGUGAUGCAACAGACCUCACUCAAAGGUGGUUACCUGUCCAAGAUCAAGUGUCCUACCCUGGUCACUGGUGCAGCUGACUCCUUCUACUUCACGCCCGACGUCAAUGCUUAUCCCAUAUUCGAGGGGUUGACGGGGCUGGGACCCAGUGAGAAGCACCUGUGGAUUGGUAAAGGAGUGGAUGGUGGUGGUUUACAGGCCAAGAUUGGUGCUUUGGCAGUAGUUCACCAUAAGAUGUUUACGUGGCUAGAUAGUACCUUCGGGAUUAAACGGGAUGUAUUGUGA
Messenger RNA from Fusarium sp. VM40, 1260 nucleotides. The record is from the annotation of a GenBank genome assembly. Lineage: Eukaryota; Fungi; Ascomycota; Sordariomycetes; Hypocreales; Nectriaceae.